AUGURGAAGAGGUCCAUAGCUAUAACAAGUUCAUGCAAUCAUACUUCUCUCUCUCUCUCGUUCUCUCUCCCUCAGGGUGACAGAGGCCAGAGGGGAGCUGUAGGGCCACAGGGUAUUGUCGGCAAGGCUGGCAACAAGGGUAUGAGAGGGCCUAUGGGCGUCCCAGGGGCUCAAGGCAUCUCAGGAACCAAGGGAGACAAGGGAUUCCAAGGAAAAGUUGGGGCGAAGGGAGACUUUGGUGAUCCUGGUGUAGAAGGCUUGGCUGGGGAGAAAGGAGAGAAGGGUUUUGGUGGUGAGCCUGGACCCAAAGGACAGCAAGGAGUGAGGGGAGAGACAGGGUUCAAUGGCCCCACAGGAGACUCAGGCAAACCAGGAGACCAGGGACCAGGAGGACUGCCUGGGCCUCGCGGCCUCAAUGGGGAGAGAGGAGUACCAGGCAUGCCAGGCAUUGUGGGGGCAGCAGGACGGGAUGCAUCAGACCAGCACAUCAUUGAGGUGGUUCUGAAGAUGCUGCAAGAGCGUCUGGCGGCUGUAGCGGUGAGCGCUAAGCGUGCCGUACUGGGUGGAGCRGGUGUCAUGGGUCCCCCUGGUCCUCCUGGACCCCCAGGAGCUCCCGGUGCUCAGGGCCCACAUGGCCUCACCGGCGCCCGCGGCAUCCCUGGCAUGUUUGGAGCCUCCGGACAGAUCGGCAACACCGGACUGAAAGGAAAGAGAGGAGCGAAGGGAGACAGAGGAAAUCCUGGUAAACCACAUGCUGGCCAGCCAGGGCCCCCAGGGAUACCAGGUCCCCCUGGUAUUGACGGAGUGGCUCGAAAUGGUAAGCCUGGUGAGCGAGGCCCCCAGGGCUCGGCAGGAGAGGCUGGUCGUCCUGGUAAGGCGGGCCCCACUGGUCUUCCAGGGUUCUGUGAGGCUGCAGCCUGCCUAGCUGCCUCUGCRUACACCUCCCCCAGACUACAGGACUCCGCCAGGGUCAAGGGCCCAGGAGUCUAACCUGAGACCUCUCCAUCAAGAGCCCCACAACACCAGGGAGAAAGAGAGAGACAGAAGAGAGAGAAGCAGGGAUAGAGGAGAGAGAGAACUCUUCUUUAUUGGAUACCAACGAGAGCGAGGAGUGGGGGCAAUACUAUCGUGACUGACAUUGCCCCUCUGACCUCUAAACUGACGACUUUCAGUUUAACUGUUUGGAGACUGUUUGCAACAUACACRAUGCCCAUCUACUUUAAAUCACCCUGAGGACAGCCACUCACAGCCAAUAACACCCCUCUGAAUUUACAGUCUCUGGUUCGGGAUUGGCUGAUGUCAAUGUCAGUCACGUCCAACUGCCUCACCCCCAACCACAGAGGGAAAGAGAAUGAUGCCGCGUUCAAAACAACUGGGUGCUCAGAA
Molecule: messenger RNA, 1386 nt
Organism: Salvelinus sp. IW2-2015
Lineage: Eukaryota; Metazoa; Chordata; Actinopteri; Salmoniformes; Salmonidae
Product: collagen alpha-2(IX) chain-like
Biological process (GO): extracellular matrix organization
Molecular function (GO): extracellular matrix structural constituent conferring tensile strength
Source: RefSeq, a predicted model, not a curated record